AUGUCAUUUUCACUCCAUGUGGUAACACCACAACACCUAAACAUACAGGUGCACCUUUGGCUCUGUGCACGUGAAAAGUGCUACCUGCUCAAUUUGGUAGCGGAGCUCUUGUUAGGCUCCAUUUGCCCCGUCUCUGUCUUCGGCUCACGCCUACGCCAUAGCACAACGAACUACGAGCACUACGAGCUGCGCUUUGCCCUGGACUUCGCCUUCGAGAUCGUGGACUACGUCUUUCUGGCCUUGGACUACCUCCACCUGAACCUGGACUCCAUCCGCCUGGCCCGGGACUACAUCUACGAGAUCUUGGACGACGUCUACUUGGCCGAGAACUUCGACCACCACUUCCUGGACUUUGUCUUCGAGGAGUACGCCCACUUCAUCCUGGACUACGCCUACAGCCUGGACUACGUCUUUGCGGCGGUGAUCGACUUCUACUUGGCCUUGGACCUCACCUACUUGCAGGAGCAAUGGCGACAGCGCAUGUACCUGGAGGAGGAAUACCCAUGGAAGAGUACCGGAAGGAUGUGCCACCAGGUCGCCCUUGGACUUCGUCUACAAGAUCCACAUGGACACAUAGACAUCGGUGACGCAGCCUUGGUAAGGUUGUCAGUCGAAGAAGUCCGAGACCCUACAUCAGGACAAAUCAUACAGCAUGCCAUUCCUUCAGGAGUGCAAGCCUUGAUGACAGCACUCCGAGCUGCAUUCGGCGAAGCUGACCAGCUUCAGGCAACUCGAGCCUUGGAGACAUUCUUUGAGUUCAGAAGGAACAGAAUGUCAAUCCCCGAAUGGAGCGUGCAGUGGCAGCUGAACCUGGAUGAGGCGAUCACCCACAGUGGCCUGGACCUCAACAAUGUCGCAAAGACCUACUUGUACUUCAAGAGCUCAGGGUUGGCACAGAAAUCCCUGGACGACAUCUUGUUGCAGGUCCAUGGAGACAUGAGGAGGUUUGAUGAAGCCAGAACCUUGAUGUUGCGCAUGGCACACCGCAACCUUGACCAUGGAAGUUCGUCGCACUAUGAAGAAUGUCGAGAAGAUGACGGAAGUUGGAGCGCUGUGACGGACUACUGGUCUGAAGACGGCUACAUCGCCGAUGACCUCUACGCCUGGUAUGAGAGCGAUUGGAACUACAGCCCCUGGGACUAUGAGACUGCCGAGACCUACUACGAGGACUGGCCUGCCGAGCACUAUGACUACGGUUGGGAUGAUGAAGAACCUCAACAAGCUGAAGGUGAGGAACACCAACCACAAGAGACCGCCCCUGAGGAGUCUGGAGAGUACUUCAAAGGAAAAGGCAAAGGCCGUUCUCAGGUCAUGGGACUUGGAUGCAGCACCUGUGGAUCGAAAUGGCACAACACGCACUCUUGCCCGAUGAAUGACUCCUACAAAGGCAAGAACCCAACGUUUGGAAAAGGGAAGUCAAAAGGCUUCAACAAGGGCAAGGGCAAAUCCUAUGGUGGCAAGUCCUAUGGCAAACCCUACAGGAAAGGCUACGGCAAGUCCAAGUCCUACGGCAAGAAAGGAUACAUGCCCUAUGGCUCCAAACAAGGACGAAAAGGUUUCUGGAUGGAGGAGAUGCCAAAGGGUUACAACGACCACUAUGGUGGAGCAUACCUGAUGAGCAACAACACAUCACCUGAGAAGGACGAGAAGGACACCUUGGACAAGAUCAUCAUUCAGGACACCUUCAACCAGAUCGAUCCACUUCCUGCCCGACGAGUUCGCUUCAACGACCAGCCCGAGACCGAGCAGAUCGACAUUGAAGUGAACCCCAAGAAGCUGAACUUCCCGGUGGUCGAGGAGAACGAGAUGAUCUUUCAUCAAGUUCGAGGACGACGCAUCCGAGGAAUGGUACCACCCGACAAGAUCAAGGACAUCACAUGGAAUGAAGCCAGCACCACUGUCACUGGCAUUUCAGGUCAAGCCGAUGCAACCUUGACCAGAAUCAGCAUUCCCUUCCAGAUCGGAUCAGAGGAUGCGGAGUACACUGCAGAUGUCAUCGGUGGCGAGGGCUCCAACUGCCCAGCACUACUUCCCAAUGGAAGCCUUCGGCAACUUCGAACAGCAGUGAUGACGCAGUGGUAUGACAACGGUGAUGGUGUGAUGCUGUGCAGUUUGAAUGGACUUCGACCAGAUGACCCACAAGCAUCUUUGGUCGUGAUGAAGCUCUUGCUAGCCGAAUCUGGCCACUACAUCCUGCCAGUCAACAAGGAGGAUCAAGACAUGACGCCUGAGGAGCAGAAUGCGAUUCUUCGACUUUGGCAAGGACGACACGGCCAUACGGCGGCAUGUGAGCAGUCCGACUCCAACUAUGACUCCAAAUUUGAUGCCAAGAACAGCAGGACCAACUAUGACAUCAAGCCCAACAACGUUGAGAACUUUGACAACAGCGGGAACUUCAAGCAGAAGCUUCAGUUCACAACUGAGACUGAGCCUAAGGACGUUGCCGACAUCAUGGACGAGCACCAGUCCGACAACAACAUCAACAAGAUCAAGGUGGCAGAUGAUGAGCCAGCGAUCCAGGUCCUCAAGUCGGACAACAUGGAUGAAGCGUAUGAUGAAUCGCAACAAGCCUAUGCAGGCGAUCAAUUUCCAGCUCAUCUGAAGACGAGCAAGCUACGCUAUCUCAGCAAGCUCUAUCGAGCCAUCCCUAAGGAGUGCUACACUCGCACACAACGAGCUCCUGUCACUCCAAGAAAUGCCAGAAGCUGGGCAAGAAAGAGAAAAGGAGCUCACUUCCACUUUUGGGAGAUGUGCAGUGGCUCAGGACGACUUUCGUUUUUGGCCUUGUGCGCUGGCCUUGCUGUCAUGUUCCCCUUGGACUACAGGUAUGGCUGGGAUUUGACAAGUCCGUCACACAGACGGCUCAUUGACGAGAUUGAGGAGACCUUCAAGCCCGACAUCGACUUCAUGAGUCCGAGUUGCCGGCCAUGGUCCAUUUCCUCUGUGCGACGAGACCUGGAACAAACCCAGCAAGAGCGACAAGAAGAAAUGCCUGUGAUCGAGUACCUGAAGAAGAAGGCCAAGAACCAGUGCAAGCAUCGAAGAGGCUGUAUCUGGGAGCAGCCUUGGUCUUCCGCCAUGUGGGAGCAUUUAGAUGACAAUCCUGGUCAAGCUGAACGCACUGAUCAAUGCCGUUUUGGCGCCAAAGACGAGAGCGACAACCCGAUCUUAAAGCCUACUGGAUUGCAGAGCAACCUGGCUUUGAAACAUUCCAUCAAAAGAUGCAAUGGACACCUUGGCAAGAAACAUGGUUGGCUGCAAGAUGAGAUGCGGCACACCUUCAUCCCUGGAGAAUGCCGACAUGGAAAAUGGCCUGAUGGAGAGAACCCUCGAGAUCUCAAGAAAGCCGAGAAAGAGCAGCAGGAGAAGGAGGAUAUCUUCGAAACCUUCAGAAGAGAAUCCUUGAAAAACGAGAAGAUUCAGAAAGGCAAGCUUUCCAUCCAUGCCGACAUCGCCUUCAACAACGAGCAGGCAUCUGUCUUCAAGAUGGUCAUGGUCAAGCUCUUGGACGAGGCGAUCAAAGGUUUGGAGGAAGCUGACAACAAGAAAGAACCUCUACCUGAAACACAUUGGCUACUGGACCCAACAGCUCUUGGCUGGCUGCGCAAGAUCUUUUCUGAAGUGAUGGAUGCGAAAGGAGCCUUGGCUUGUCUUCAACCAUGGAGUUUGCCAACACCUACACCUUUCUUGACGAUGGAAGAAGCUCCUCUUCGCCUCAUCAUAAAAGGCUCAACAUCCAAGUGGACAAUUGGAAAGAUUGAGGACUUGCGAGAAAUGAGUGCCAGUCAAUGGCAUGAGCCGAUCGACCUGGAAGAGGACUGGUUGGUUGCUGUCUUUGGAGAUGACUCUGAGGAGAAGAAGAAGGGCACUACAUCAUCCAGUUCCUCUACGGCUCUGGUUCCUGUAGCUGAUGCUGAAGAUGCAGAAGGAGAUCAACCUGAAGGCGAACUAUCUCAACUUGAUCCACCAGAACAUGAAGGAGAAGAACAAGGACAAGUUGCAGUACAACCUGGCUCACUGAAGCCUGUCUAUGACUUCAGGAGGAUCUUCCACAAGCUGCCUCGAUUGGCUGUCUCUGACCCUACGCAGGCAAAGAGAUUGAUUCUUGGACUUCAUGAACGUCUAUGGCAUUCACCUGUGGCUGAUGUUCGCAACAUCUUGAUACGUUGUGGACAACCUCAUGAUGUUUGGAAGCUGACCGGUGAUGCCAUCGCCACCUGCACCAUUUGCAGGAAAUACUCAAGAGCUGGCCGACGACCUCAGUACAAGACCCACUUGGCCUCCAACUUCAACGAGUUGGUCCAGUGCGACGUUUUCCAAUUUCAGGACAACCUCUUCAUCCUGAUCAUUGAUGAAGCCACAAGAUACAAGGUUGCCACAAGUUGCAAUGGGCGCUACUUGGUCGACAUCCUGAGUGCCUUGAUGAGAGGAUGGAUCAGGUACUUUGGCCCCAUGCGCAUUCUUGUGACCGACCAAGAAUCCAGCUUGAUGACAGUCCAGGGACAACAGCACACAACAACUGGGCUGGUGGAGCGCCAUAUCGACUUGGUCAAGAUUGGAAUGUUGAAGAUUCAAGCCGAGAGCAACCGCUACGGCAUCGAGCUUCAACCUGAGGACUUGGCAGCAGAAGCCGCAAUGGCGCAGAACCUCACUCUCAGUGUCGGAGGUUACACACCAGCCACUAUGCUAUUUGGUGUAUUACCUCGUGGUUUUCUUGAUCCCGAAGGAGAUCAGCCAGUAGCAGAUCCCAAAGAAAGCAGCUUUGAGAAGUCUUUGAGACUCAGGCAGAUCGCCUUGCAGUCUGCCCAGGCUGCCAUCUUGGAAAGCCGAAUUGCCCGAGCAAAUCGCUCACGACCACAACGCUUGGCUGUUGAGGACAUGAUCCCUGGAACCACCAAGGUUGAGAUCUUCAGAGAAGAUGGAUCUGGUCAAGGAUGGCGUGGACCAGCUACUGUCUUGCAAAUCAACGAAGAAGCUGGCAAUGCAAUCAUCGAGUUCAACGGCAAGCCCUACCUGAUGGGACUUCGACACAUCAGACCUCUACGAGACUCCUUCCUGAUCUACCUGAACCAGAAUAGCACCUUGACUUCAACAGAUGUGGAGAAGGCAGUCUCACGAAUGAAGAAGGUGGUAGAACAAUGCACACCCUUCAAACCUUACACCAUGGGUGAGAUCCUGAAGGAUGAGAAAGGCGAGUACAAGAUGGUCAAGUUUCCCAAGGAGGAGAGUCCAACUGCAGAGCAGAUGCUUAAGGAUGCCAAGAUGGUUUUAGACUUCCACUACGACCACUUCACCUUGAAUGGCAUCAGGUUUGGACGUGGUAUGAAAAUCAUCCUCACUCCAAAGUUUUCCAAAGGUGUUUUGCUCACCUGGCCUUGCGGCACUAUGGGUUUUGCUCUCACCGAGAACCACAGCGACGCCCAUAUCCACAUCAAGGAGUACUUGCAGCACAACAUCGACAGUUUGAUCACCAGACGAAAACCUGCUGAACCUUCUGAUCAAGGUCAACUACAAGAUGAGGAGAUGAAAGAACAAGCAGAGCUCAAACGGAAGGGCCCUGACUCACGAACAGUCGUUUUGGCCCCUGAGAAGAAGAAGCAGAAGACCUAUUGGACUUCAACGGAGCUUCUACAUCAAAGAUCGAUUUGGUGGAUGUUGCAAAGACCCAAGAAGAUCGUCUUGGAACCUGCACCAAUCUGGUAUGAACUUGAUGAUCGAUGGAUGCAGAAGAAAGCCAAAGAAACCAAGAUCAACAAGCAGAACUACCUUCUUCACCUCUACUGCAAGAAGCCUGCACACCUCAACAUCGACCUCAAGAAUGGCCUCAUCUUCAGAGUCGACUCUGACACGGACACCUUGAACGAGCAGCAGUUGAUCAACAACUGGCACGACUUUGAAACUGCCGACAAGCAGGAGCUCAGCCAAUUUGUGACAGAAAAGGUCUUCAAGAAGGUGAAGCUCUCCGAUUUGCCCGAGAGCGUCGUCAUCAUCGACGCAGUUUGGGUGCGCAAAUACAAGAGGAUGCCUGAUGGCAAGAUGAAGGCUAAAAGCCGUCUUUGCGCCCGUGGCUUUCUGGAUCCCCAGAAACAAGAACUACCUACAAGAUCGACAACUGCGACGAGAUUGUCACAGAGAAUCAUUCUCAGUGUGGCAUCCACACAUGACUUCAUCCUGGCCUCCUUGGACGUUUCAGGAGCUUUCCUGAAGGGACUGACCUUCGAAACGAUCCGACAGAUCUUGGCCCAGAAAGGAGUUCCAUCGCCUCCACGGCGAGUUGUGAUUGUGCCUCCGCCAAACGUUUGGAGACACUUGGCUUCCUUCCAUGAGGAGCUCUAUGUUGCUGAAGAGGACUAUGGUGCCUACGGCUUGGAGUGUCUGAAACCAGCAUAUGGAUUGGCUGACGCGCCACUUGCAUGGCAGAUGACACUACAUCAAUUCCUUGAAGAACAUGGAGGAGUUCAAUCUCUUUUGGACGACUGCCUGUGGCACUACAAGAACUCUGAUGGGACCCUCAAAGGAGUCAUCACCACACAUGUGGACGAUUUGGCGAUUGCCUGCCGUCAGACCUUUCUUGACGAGCAGCACCAACUCCUGACCAAGAAGUUCGGCAAGAUCUCACUUCAGAUGACACCCUUCACUCACUGUGGAGUACGAUACUCCAAAAUUCCCAAUGGCUACAAGAUGGACCAGCAGGAAUUCACCAACGCGCUCAAGACCCAAGAGAUCGAGGACACCAAGAAUGGUGACAGACCACUGACAGCUGCCGAAACCAGCAAGUUCCGCAGCAUACUGGGAGGACUGUUGUGGUUGACUGCAACGCGACUGGAUCUGAUUGCCGAUGUGGGCAUCUUACAAUCCAAGGUCACCAAGGCGACAGUCAACGACUUCCACCAGGCAAAUGCCGUGGUCAAGAAAGCCAAGCUCAAGCAGUAUGAGAAUGUGGGCCUGAUCUUUAGAAGCUUUUCAAGAGAUGUUCCAUGGAAGCUACUUUGCGUCCAUGACGCUUCAGCUGCCUCAAAAGGAAGAACAUAUGCUCAAGAAGGAGUUCUAGUUCUUUUGGCACCAGACCAUAUGAACUUUGACGCCAAGAUCCACACGAUCAAUGGCGAAAACGUGGCAGAAGAGAUCUUCGGUGGAACAGCCCACAUACUUUUCGCACAUGGCUCAAAAGCCAAACGAGUGUCUUACUCAACGAGCCACUCUGAGACCCUGGCAGCGAUCUCUGGACUGGAGACAGCGACUUUGGUGUCACUGCGACUUGCAGAACUUUUGAUGCCCGAGAAGAAACCUACGCUGCAGCAACUGGCAGCACUACAGGAGAAGGGCAUCCCAUAUCUUCCAAUCGACUCCUACACCGACUGCAGAGACUUUUGGUCAUUGACAGUUGGAACGACCGCGCUUCCUCAAGAUCGAAGCCAACGAAUCUACAUCCUAGCCUUCAGAGAGGCAAGAAUCCAAGGAAGAGUUCGCUGGAUCAUUUUGAUCCCAACGGAAUCUAUGACCUCAGAUGCCUUGACAAAGGUCAUGACAUCAAAACCUUUGCUGGAGCUGAUGACGACUGGAAUCGUCUACUUCCACAACAAGAUUGGUCAUGCGAUUGAGGCUCGACGCCUUCCAACAAUCACAGACUUCGAAGAGGACGACCUCGAGAAGACCGACGAAACAUGGCUCAAGUCCUACAUCACUGUGAAGGACAUCAACGACAUCCAGCUCUACGCUACAUCGAGUACAUCUUCUACAUGGGGACCCAAGGUCAACAUGCGUCUGCUGACGUUCCUCUACUUUGCAAGCUCUUGGACGAGAUCCCAAGCAAAGCGCACCUCGGAAGAAGCACUAUGCAGUGCUGAUGGAAUUGAAGGAGGAGAAGUUUCACCACCAAGGCAAUCCGCACAGGUCAUAGUCAUGUCAGUCAUGACUCUGGCGAUUUUCUGCCUAUGUGGAGCACUAUGGUAUCUUUGGAGAACACUGAGCUCUAUGAGACACCUGAUGGACGAAAAGGUGAACCAAGCACUCAUGCCUAUUGUCGAGAGGGUGAUAGACCUGGAGUGCUCAGCCAACACAACCACUUUGGAGAUUGAAGGACUGAACAGAAAGUCUGCAGAAGCGAGAGGAGAUAUAGACAUCCUAUUUCGUGCAGUUCGACAUGCAUCUCCACAUCCUGAAGAACCUGGAGGACAUCGACGUCGACUUCAUGACAGCCGACCCGAAGCUAAUGAACCUGAUGAAGAACGAGAUCUUCCAGAUCAACCUGAUGACUCUCCACAACCUGAAGGAGAACACCUGGAGAGACCUUUCAGAGCUGACGCUUCACGCUCAAGAGAUGGAGAUCGUGAACGACCUGAAAGUGAAAGCUUCGAAGAAGAAUAUGAAUGGGAAGAUGACCCAUCACUGGAUGACGCACCUCAUGACCCAGAGUUCUACGAAGAACAAGUUCGUCGAGCACACCGACAAGCGCGACACGACAUGUAUAUCCACCACCUGGUCACUCAGGGAAACAACCUUGGGGUGGAAAUCCACACUCUGGCUCAGCGACAGUAUCCAGAUGGAAGAAUUCCCUCAGCUGUGAUCGAACAGCUGUACCACCGAGAAGCACCAUACAUUCCGAUGGUGGGACAAGAACGAGAUGAAAGAGUGGUUACGGUACGAGUCUUCUUUCAAGGAGGAGAUAACUAUCUGUUGCACGAAGGCAACAACCACUGGCAGUUCCAGUCCCUGGAAGGACUGCAUGGAUUCAGAUGCGCACGCUACGCAGCUGAACAAGACGACCGACUAGACGAAGAAAGAGAAGCGAGAAUCAAUAACCUCCUGCUGCACUACCAGUACACCUGA
This is a messenger RNA of Cladocopium goreaui, 8829 nucleotides long. The record is from the annotation of a GenBank genome assembly. Lineage: Eukaryota; Dinophyceae; Suessiales; Symbiodiniaceae.